Molecule: messenger RNA, 1301 nt
Organism: Aspergillus aculeatus ATCC 16872
Lineage: Eukaryota; Fungi; Ascomycota; Eurotiomycetes; Eurotiales; Aspergillaceae
Exons: 2
Coding region: 28-879 (283 amino acids)
Source: RefSeq, a predicted model, not a curated record
AGAUUCUUCUCUUUUUUUUCUUUCAUCAUGUCCGAGCAGACCAACAAUCCUUCCUCCAACCCUUCUACCCCUCAACAAGAGAACACUCCAGGCUCCCCCCAGCCCCAGGAGGAAGAACAGUCCGAGCAGCAGCAGCAGCAAGAACCUGACCAGCCCAAGGAAGAAGACAACAACGAAUCGGAGCAAAAGCCUGACGAGGAAAAGGAAGACGAUAAGGAUAAGGAUCAGGAUCAAUCCCAAGAACAAGAUCAAGAUCAAGAUCAACCCCAAGACCAAGACCAAGACCAAGACCAAGCCAAGGACCAAGAUAAACCCGAGGAGAAGUCUCAAGAACCCGAGAUAAAGCAAGAAGAAGACGAAGAAGAAGCCGAACCUCAACCCAAGAAAGAAGAGCCCGAAUCCGACGCUCCUCAACCCAAGCAAGAACCCCAAUCCGAAGCCGACAGCAAACCCAAGAAGGACCCGCAGCAGCGCAAACGCCGUUCGCGUCCUCCCCAGAAACUUCACAAACAAGAAGAAUCCGACACGGAAUCUAUUCCCCGCAACAACAUGGACAACGGAGCCGUUGAGAAGCCCCGCCGCCAGCGCCGUCAGCGCACCCAGCAGCAGCAGCAAGGCGGCCAGGAUGGCGGUCUGGGCGGCCUCCCCGGAGUCGGGCAGGCGGGCGAUCUCGUCCAGAACACGGCGGGUCAAGCCCUGGGCGGAGUUACGGGCGGAGCGGGCAAGACCGUCGGCGGCCUCCUCGGCGGUGGUGGCAAGCAGGACGAAGGCGAUGGCAAGGACGAACAAUUGCGACUGCGUCUGGAUCUCAACCUGGACAUCGAGGUCCAAUUGAAGGCCAAGAUCCACGGUGAUUUGACUCUGGGCUUGUUGAACUAAACAACGACACCCUUUUUUCGAUUCGAAAUCCGCCCUCCUUCGCGUUUCCCACAUUUUCCUGACUUGAGCUUUCAUUUCUUUUCUGGUUCUUCGUUCUCCUGCAGAAUGAAAAAUCGAGGGUCUCGAUAGAAAAAGUGUUAAUCCACACGGUUCCUCCCCCAACAACAACAACACACCACACCUCCUUAGCGGGCGGUGUUUCAUGCUUAUGCCUUGACGGUUUUGAUACCUCCACUUUUCUUUCGCCUUGAAAUGUAUUUCGUCGUUGUGCUUGGCUUCUAGUUUUCUUUGUUGCUACUUCAUGCUUGCAUCCUCCUAGAAGAUAUUCGUGUGUGUGGUUCCUCUCUUUCCUGUCUAAUAACUCGCUUAUCUUCAUUACUCUACUACCUCCUGUUAUGUCGAUGAAAUGAAUAUGAUGAACC